UUUGGAAACUAGUUGAUCAGUUUGACUGACGGAGCCCCUCAGCUCGUAAUUAUCAUGACCUGCCUUCUCAUCGUGGCUCUAACGCUGUGUGCUGUUUUGACACCUUCAGCCUCUGUUGACAGCUGUGAUGGGUGUCUGCGCUUCGCCUCCUACUAUGGAGAUCACAUGGUGCUGCAGAGGUCUCCAGAGAGAGCUGUGCUGUGGGGGUACGGCCCUGACGGUGGACAUGUCACCGUCUCCUUGUCAGGACCAGUAAAUCAGAAAACCUCACCGGUCCCUGUGUUAGAAGGUGUCUGGCAAGUCACCAUGGACCCUGUCGACGCUGGCGGUCCCUACAAUGUGACGGCAGCCACUGAAGGCAGCACGGCCACUCUCACAGAUGUGCUGUUUGGAGAUGUUUGGCUGUGUGGAGGGCAGAGCAACAUGGGCUUUGAAACAUAUAAGAUUUUUAAUGCGUCAGAUGAGCUGGCCCUCGUACCAAACUAUUCCCAAGUGCGACCUUUCAUGGUAGCCUUGGAAAAGAGUCAAACUGAGCUGAUGGAUCUGAUAGAAGUGAAACUUCCCUGGACUGUGCCUACAGCUGGCAAUGUGGCUGACUUCUCUGCGCUGUGCUGGCUCUUUGGACAUUACAUGCAUGACAUUCUGAAGUACCCCAUAGGACUGGUGGAGUCCUGUUGGUCGGGCACGCCUGUUGAAAUGUGGUCAUCUACACGGGCACUGCAGCAGUGUGGACUAGCCCAAAGCACAGAAGAGAAAGCCUUUCCCAGUGUGACCGAUUCUGUCUUGUGGAAUUCAAUGAUCCACCCACUGCUCAACAUGACCAUCAAAGGAGCCAUCUGGUACCAAGGUGAGUCAAAUGCAGACUUGAACCAGGAUGAGUACAACUGUUCCUUCCCUGCUAUGAUCGAUGACUGGAGGAUGGCGUUUCACCAGGGCUCAGGGGGCCAGACAGCUGCUGAUUUCCCCUUUGGGUUUGUCCAGCUGUCCACUUACUUAAAGACCUCCACAAGUGAUGCCUUUCCAAACAUCCGCUGGCACCAGACGGCAGACGUGGGCUUUGUCCCAAAUCCACGGAUGCCGCGAACCUUCAUGGCCGUGGCUUUGGAUUUACCUGACGAAUUCUCUCCCUAUCACACGAUCCAUCCGCGGUACAAGCGAGAUAUAGCUUACAGGCUGUCACUGGGCGCAAGGGCAGUGGCUUAUAAUGAAACAGAUGUGCACUUCCUUGGACCUUUCCCCAACCAAACCCUGUGCUCAGGAAUGCAUGUCAACAUAACUUACGACCAGGCAGUGUCUGUCACACCAUCUUCACACGUCUUUGAGAUCUGUUGCUCUGCGAAUCAAGCUCCAUGCGGGCCGAAGUCCCUCUGGGUUCCAGCUCCUAUCACAAACUGGGGUCCGACCACUGUCCAGUUAUCCACCAGUUUGUGUUCCCCCACUGAAGAAGCAGCUGCUGUUCGUUAUGCAUGGAGAGAUUGGCCUUGUGACUAUAAAGCUUGUCCAAUCUACAGCCUCAGCGGCAUUUUACCUGGCCCUCCUUUUAUUUCAAAUUGCCACCAAGGAAACAAUUAGAAAAGUCACAGAACCAGAAAAUGUAAAAAGAUGUGAUGCAGAAUCAGGAGAAAUUUUGCAGAAUGGGCAGAUGAUUCAUCUAUAAACGUGCUAUACGUCAGUGUGGCAGGACGAUCACCAUCAUUUUGUACAGGGCUUUUCAAAGCUCAGAAACUAUUGUGGCUAUUUAGUAAAUACACUUUUGGUUAGACUGUUUACAUGCAAUCUAUGCUGUUAGAACCAAUGCCAAUAAAUGCUGGACCUUAUGAAUUUAAAAAAA
Molecule: messenger RNA, 1831 nt
Organism: Hippoglossus stenolepis (Pacific halibut)
Lineage: Eukaryota; Metazoa; Chordata; Actinopteri; Pleuronectiformes; Pleuronectidae
Gene: siae
Product: sialic acid acetylesterase
Exons: 10
Coding region: 55-1572 (505 amino acids)
Biological process (GO): carbohydrate metabolic process
Molecular function (GO): sialate O-acetylesterase activity
Source: RefSeq, a predicted model, not a curated record